CGGGAGUAGUUCUAAUUCUAAUAAACUUUACGACGCUAAGCUAAUUUUAAAAGGUUCUGCUAUAGGACAGGACUUCGGGACAUAAAAUUAUAUUUGUGAUAAAAAUACCAAAAUAAUUUUUUGGCUAAGUGUCAAUCGGGAUCAUAAUUGAAUUAUUUAAAAAUAUUUUUAGAAAUAAAUAAAACAGCAGAAAACCAUUGCAAAAACAUAAAAACUAAAUAAUUUAAAUAAAGCUUAUCAAAAAAGCAAAGCCUAAAAUGGAUAAAAAAGACUGUGUGAUAUAUUGAAGAAAUUCAAUCCAAAGGACAUAAGUUUGCUUGUAGUAUUAUGUAGUAAAAUCAAACUCAUUAACUAAAAUAGGGAGUUCUUAUAAUGCCCUUAUGACCGAAGUUUUAAUUGUUGGUGUAUUUAUUGGUGAAAACUUCGGGCAACAGUGACUAAUGAAAUUAAAAAGAUCAAAACAAGGAAAUACUAUUAUUAGGCUAAAAUUAGUGCUGAAACCUUUUCCGCAUCGAUUAUCUGCAACUUAAAACAAUUUUCUACAUGCACUAAUAACAGAAACAGAUCUCGCCUAAAGCACUUGAUUGGCCAAUUUCGCUUGCUUAAAUUAAUUCUGUCAAUUUCAUACUGCUUGUUGCCAAUUGCUGUGAUCGAAGCAAAGUUAUAGGAGGGCAACAUGCUUAGAAGCUAUAAUGUGAAGUACUUGUGUGGCACUUUGAUCAGUCUAUAUUUUUAUUGUGAUAUUGCUUCAUGCGACUUGAUUAAGGUGGACAAAAACAUUUUGGAGGAUGCCAAUCUAAUCACGCCGGAUCUAAUCAAGAAGUAUGGCUAUCCGGCGGAAACCCACAAGAUUCAAGCCAAGGAUGGCUUUGUCCUUACGGCUCAUCGUAUUCCAAGGCCCGGUGGUCAGCCAGUGUUGAUGGUGCACGGUCUGCUGGACAGUUCCGUGACAUAUGUGAUCUUGGGACCGGAAAAGUCCCUGGGCUACUUGCUCAGCGAUCUGGGAUACGAUGUUUGGCUGCUGAAUACCCGAGGUAAUCGGUAUUCGCGCAAGCAUAAGCGCUUCCACCGAUACCAACCGCAGUUCUGGGACUUCUCCUUCCACGAACUGGGGAUGUACGAUCUCCCGGCUGCUAUUGAUUAUGUCCUGGCGAGGAGCAAGGGCUUCGAACAGGUCCACUACGUCGGCCAUUCGCAGGGCACCACCUCCUUUUUUGUGAUGGGCAGUGAGCGACCCGCUUACAUGAAGAAAAUAAAGUUGAUGCAGGCCCUCGCUCCGGUGGCCUAUUGGGACUAUAUCGAUUCACCUAUUCUCCUGACUUUCGUGAAGUACAUGCGACCCUUAACUUUUCUUGCCAGAUCAUUGGGGCUUUACGAAUUUCCGGCGGAGAACGAAGUGUGGCGGCGACUCAUCCACCAAAUCUGCAGCUUCGCUUUCCAGAACACCUGCACCUAUUUCGUCCAGGAACUAAUGGGUGUGGAUAACCAACAGUUUAAUAGAAGCCUUGUGCCGCUUAUCUCGGGACACGCAUCCUCGGGUUCGUCACUCAAGUCGGUGGAGCACUAUGGCCAACAGAUCCACAGCGGGGGAUUCUUCAAGUACGAUUACUACAACGCCUGGGAGAAUCGAAGAAGAUACGGUGCCGACACUCCUCCACAGUACAAAGUGGCCAACGUUGACUGCAAAGUGGCACUGUACUACAGUAAAAACGAUCGCCUAACCUCCGACAAAGAUGUAGAACGUUUAAGGGACAAUCUGCCAAAUGUGGUGCACGAUUAUCUGAUUCCAAAUCCCAGGUUUAAUCACAUCGACUUUAUAUGGGGAAACGAUGUGAAAACCAUGCUCUACGGUCGAAUGGUGGAAAUCAUGCGGCAAGUGGAUAGUGGCGAAUUGUAGGUUAACUACCAAAAAACAUUAUAGUGUGCCAAAAAGGAAACCAAAUUAUUUUUUAAAAUGCAUGAAACAGACACUUUUGUUUGUGAGGAAUAUAUACUUAUAAUUUUAAUUAAAUUUACACAAAGGAUGCUUAUUCAAUGUUCAGUUAAAGUUAUCCUAUCAGUGUAUUUUAUACUCACCUUCUCAGUUAACUUCUGAAUGUGAAUGUACUUUAUUAAAAUCUUGUAAAAAAUCUAAACUAAAUUAAGGAUUAGGUUUAUUGAAAAUUUUCUUUUUCGUAGAUUUACAAAAAAAACAAUGUUGGCUAACUCAAUUUAAUGUAGCUAAACAAAAAUCGAAAUGUAGGCAAUUAUUAUAAACACAACAUACCAAAUGCAAUGUAAAUAAUGUUUAAUAUACCUAUGCAUACAGGUUAAAUUACUAUUAAUGUAUUUCUAUUUUUAGUAUAGAAAAAAAUUUAAUUUUAAUUGCUUACAUGGUUGUCUGUUAAACUUCUAUUCCACAAUGUAAAUUAAUUUUAAUAACAUCUCACCAAAGAUAUACCCUUUUCAUGAUU
Molecule: messenger RNA, 2453 nt
Organism: Drosophila gunungcola (fruit fly)
Lineage: Eukaryota; Metazoa; Arthropoda; Insecta; Diptera; Drosophilidae
Product: lipase 3
Exons: 3
Coding region: 677-1897 (406 amino acids)
Molecular function (GO): hydrolase activity, acting on ester bonds
Source: RefSeq, a predicted model, not a curated record